This is a messenger RNA of Fusarium keratoplasticum, 1473 nucleotides long. RefSeq lists its product as uncharacterized. Lineage: Eukaryota; Fungi; Ascomycota; Sordariomycetes; Hypocreales; Nectriaceae. The record is from RefSeq and is a predicted model, not a curated record. The coding region runs from base 1 to 1473 and encodes 490 amino acids. The transcript is spliced from 10 exons.
AUGGACUCGCUUUCCCUCUCUCCUACCAACAUGGAAAUGGUCCCAAGCGGCCAGCUUGGGCUGCAUCUACUUCAAGGCUGUCUGCUCGAAGCACAACGGGCAGACAAGGUUGCAUUUCAUCUCGUAGGGCUUCGCAAUUCUCUUCCCGAAGCCCCUCACGCCCAUCUGGUUGUCACUACCGAAGAGAUCAGGAUCUCGGCCCAACUGCUCCGUGAACUCGCCGAGUACUCCCAGACCCAUUUCUCCCGCGUCCCUGUCGUGCUCGAUUAUCUGGAAAUCAUCCUUCCCUGUCUGUCACGAUCCCUGCGAGACAUCACCACACACUAUGAAGACAGGACUCUCACCAAGGAGAACCGUUGGCGAAAGAUGUACCAUUCCAUGACCCAAGAAGCGGGAGGUCUCUCACUACCCCAACGCUUCAUCCUCUACAACCAUUUCUUGACAUUGUUGCGAGAGCUGCUAACCAGGUCACCAAACUUUGACUUCAACUCCAUGGAAAGUGUUCGACUGCAGAUCAUGCAACUGCGAGAGGCCAGAGGCAUCCCCCCUCCUCCUAUCCGUCUAAACCCUUCGAUUCGUCCCGAUGUCAUACUAGACGACUCGAACCUUACUUCGAGCGUACACUGGGCCGAGCAAAUCUUUUCUUUACCUUUGCCUUCCCGCACUGCACUAAAGCACCAGCACUCGUCCAAGUCAUACGGUCCACAUCUUCCCUGGAAUCAAAUCAGAAUGCCUAGCGAUGCAAGGGUUCUAUUCAUGCGCCCGUUUAAUGAACGGCAAAUAACCCUGAUCGUCUAUCAAAGCACCCGAGAUAGGUGCCCAUACUUCCUCCUACGGAUCUACCACAUGGGAAGCCCCUGGUUCUCACUCCGCGGCGCACAUGAACUGUGCGUUGAACGUGAUGGAAGCAGUUUACAGUUCUGGCGGUGGAGCCCCAAUGAGGGUUGCGCCAAGCUGUGGGCGAACCUGUGUUUCAUGACCUGGGAAGAACUUGUUCUCAUGUACUGCUGCUUUGUGUCAUUCAAGACGCGCAACAGCCUUACUGUUCAAGUUGCCACAGAGGACCUCAUCCUACGGGGUGAGCGCAAGUUGUUUCAAGCUCGAAUUGUCGAUGACGGUUUUAUGCACUCCCUCAUCGUCUACGAGGAUACAAUGACAAAGGGUCUCCGCCUCCACGCCGCUGUCUGGGACGGCGAACUCCGCCAAUGUCCCGUGUGGACGGCAUUCAUCACUCACCAGUCUGCUUCACCGAAAUGGAUCAAGCGGGUCAGUAAGACAAAGGUACGGCUCGCCGACGUCCAGCUCUACGUCUUUUGCCAGGAGUAUCGGCAGCAAAAUCAGCGACGAGGCGCUGCUGGUGCCUUUGAGAUUUGCUUCGUCAGCGAAGAGGCAACGAAGCGAUUCAAGGAACUCUUUGCCCCAUCGACCGACAUGAGCACAACGACAGCAACAGAAUCACCAACCAAGACCUAA